Hipposideros armiger (great roundleaf bat) is the source of this 2305-nucleotide messenger RNA. RefSeq names its product protein arginine methyltransferase 7 (gene PRMT7). The transcript is spliced from 18 exons. The record is from RefSeq and is a predicted model, not a curated record. Gene Ontology annotation, biological process: chromatin remodeling; peptidyl-arginine methylation, to asymmetrical-dimethyl arginine. Bases 180 to 2267 code for a protein of 695 amino acids. Gene Ontology annotation, molecular function: histone methyltransferase activity; protein-arginine N-methyltransferase activity. Lineage: Eukaryota; Metazoa; Chordata; Mammalia; Chiroptera; Hipposideridae.
CGCCUCCAGCACGCUCAGCCGGCGCAGGAACGUCCGGCCCUUUCACGUCAGCCGCGGCAAUUUGGCGGUGGCGGCAGAAGUGAACCGAGCGGUUCCCGCGGCUGAUUUCAGACCUGUCCACAAGAAGUGAGCUGGCAAGGCUGCUUUUCACCACUAAAACUAAUGAGCUGAUUGGCACCAUGAAGGUCUUCUGUGGACGGGCCAAUCCCGUCACAGGAUCUGUGGAGUGGCUGGAGGAGGAUGAGCACUAUGAUUACCAUCAGGAGAUUGCCAGAUCUUCUUAUGCUGAUAUGCUGCAUGACAAAGACAGAAAUCUAAAAUACUACCAGGGUAUCCGGGCUGCUGUGAGCAGGGUGAAGGACAGAGGACAGGAGGCCUUGGUUCUCGACAUAGGCACUGGCACAGGGCUCUUGUCGAUGAUGGCGGUCACGGCCGGUGCCGACUUCUGCUAUGCCAUUGAGGUCUUCAAGCCUAUGGCUGAUGCUGCUGUGAAGAUUGUAGAGAAAAAUGGCUUCAGUGAUAAGAUUAAGGUUAUUAACAAGCAUUCCACAGAGGUGACUGUAGGGCUAGAUGGUGACAUGCCAUGCCGUGCCAACAUCCUGAUCACGGAGCUGUUUGACACAGAACUGAUUGGGGAGGGAGCGCUGCCCUCCUAUGAGCAUGCGCACAGGCAUCUUGUGCAGGAAAAUUGUGAAGCGGUGCCUCACAGAGCAACUGUCUACGCUCAGCUUGUGGAGUCCAGAAUGAUGUGGUCAUGGAACAAGCUUUUUCCCAUUCAUGUUCAGACCAGACUUGGAGAGCAGGUCAUCGUCCCCCCCUCGGAACUAGAAAGGUGUCCUGGCGCACCCUCUGUCUAUGACAUUCAGCUGAACCAGGUGUCACCCACUGACUUCACUGCCCUCAGCAGCGUGCUGCCUAUGUUCAGUGUGGACUUCAGUAAGCAAGUCAGCAGCUCAGCAGCCUGCCAUGUCAGGCAGUUUGAACCUCUGGCAUCUGGUCAAGCUCAGGUGGUUCUCUCCUGGUGGGACAUUGAAAUGGACCCUGAGGGGAAGAUCAAGUGCACCAUGGCCCCCUUCUGGGCACACUCAGACCCACAGGAGCUCCAGUGGCGGGACCACUGGAUGCAGUGUGUGUACUUCCUGCCACAAGAGGAGCCCGUCAUCCAGGGGUCAGCCAUCUGCCUGGUAGCGCAUCAUGAUGACUACUGUGUGUGGUAUAGCCUUCAGAGGACCAGCCCUGAAAAGAAUGGGAGAGUUGACCCAGUGCGCCCUGUGUGUGACUGCCAGGCUCACCUGCUCUGGAACCGGCCUCGGUUUGGAGAAAUCAAUGAUCAGGACAGAACUGAUCAGUAUGUCCAGGCACUGAGGACGGUGCUGAAGCCAGACAGUGUCUGCCUAUGUGUGAGUGACGGCAGUCUGCUCUGCAUGCUGGCCCAUCACCUCGGGGCAGAGCAGGUAUUUACAAUGGAGAGUUCAGCAGCUUCUCAUAGACUGAUGAAAAAAAUUUUCAAGGCUAACCACUUGGAAGAUAAAAUUAAUGUAAUAGAGAAACGGCCUGAAUUAUUAACAUCUGCAGACUUGGAGGGUAAAAAGGUCUCUCUACUCCUGGGUGAACCAUUCUUCACCACCAGCCUGUUGCCGUGGCACAACUUAUACUUCUGGUAUGUGCGGACUGCUGUGGACCAGCACCUCGGGCCUGGCGCUGUGGUGAUGCCCCAGGCUGCCUCGCUGCAUGCUGUGGUUGUGGAGUUCAGGGACCUAUGGCGGGUCCGGAGCCCCUGUGGCAACUGUGAAGGCUUUGAUGUGCACAUCAUGGAUGACAUGAUCAAGUGUGCCCUGGACUUCAGGGAGAGCAAGGAAGCCGAGCCCCACCCGCUGUGGGAGUACCCAUGCCGCAGCCUCUCUGAACCCCAGCAGAUCCUGACCUUUGAUUUUCAGCAACCAGUUCCCCCACAGCCUCUCCGUGCUGAGGGCUCAAUUAAGCUUAGCAGGCCCGGGAGGAGCCACGGGGCCGUCCUGUGGAUGGAAUACCACCUGACCCCAGGUAGCACGAUCAGCACCGGCCUCCUGAAGCCUGCAGAGGACAAGGAGGACUGUUGCUGGAACCCACACUGCAAGCAGGCCGUGUACUUCUUCAGCACCACGCUGGACCCUAGAGAGCUGCUGGGCAGCCCUCAGACAGUCAGCUAUGUUGUGGAGUUCCAGCCCCACACUGGAGAUGUCACCAUGGAUUUCACGCUUGCAGACGCCCUGGACGAUGGGCACUGACCCUCACUUGUUGAGAAAUAAAGUGGACUGAGAGGCUC